AUGCCAGAUACAACAUUUCAACUCAGCCCUGAUACACAGUUGCGCCAUGAGGCAUUCAACCAGGACAGGGGAUACCCCCACAAUGACCCAACUCAAGUGUGGCCGGGGCAACGGACUCAAAAUGAGUUUCGAUCUGAGCUCAUGAGCCGUGAUCCCUCAACGGAGUCUGUAGAAUACUAUCCUACGGGUACGGGUGGAGAGCUAUUGCAGCAAACCGGGGCCAUUACUAGUCCUGCAUCGCAACCCGUUCAACGCAUUCGGUCCCUAGAUCUCAUUGAAGGAUCGAUCACACAAUUUUACGGCAUGUCUUCGGAAUCAGAUCCGUGGCUACUUCGACAUUGCCGAUACGAUGAAUAUGGCAUGCACGGCCUGCAUCGGACUCGCAUUCGUAAUGUCGGCGGGGUCCCAAUUGAAGGGCUGGUGCCGGUUCAUUUUCUUGAAACCGAGAAGGAACUUAUGCUUCCAAAGGGCUCGGAAAUGGAUAAUCGGCCCCAGAAGGAUCAGAUGCAGGACCAGAACCAACUCGAUGUUAUGGUAUCGCCCGCACACGGCAAACGGCUUCUAUGCUUAUUUCUUCGAUUCGUGUUCCCAGCAAUCCCAAUAAUAUCUAGGUCCCAGCUUGGUAUUUCUUCAUCCAUGUCAACUGCUGCUUUGGAGAAGAUCCCAGUCCAUUUGCUUGCAGCGAUUUAUGCCUCUGCCAUCCCUUUCGCGGUCCAUGACCCAGUGCUGUGUGUAUCUGCUGCAUAUGGCGAGCUCUUGUCCGGUAAGUUGUGGCAGAUGGUCCACGAGCUCAUCCUCCAGGAGACCCAUACGCCGAAGCUGGCAGUUUUGCAAGCCUCGUUGCUCUAUCUUCAACAAAUCCCCGCCGGAAGCCUCAAAGCCCUCCCUGAUGGCCCAUUUAUUUGGUCUUUCCUUGGAUCGACGGUAGCCCUCGCUGUCUCUCUUGGUCUCCAUGUUGAACCUCGGCCAUGGGGAAUUCCCCCAUGGGAGAAACGCCUGCGCAGAAGAUUGUGGUGGGCAGUCUACGUGGAAGACAAAUGGCGGAGUCUUCUUGCGGGUCGGCCUUCAUUUAUCCACCCUGACGAGAAUGAUAUCUUCGAGCUGAGCGCUAGUGAUUUCAUGCAAGAUGAGAAUGCAGAAGAUCAUGAACAUGCUUGUCAGCCACUUUUCUACUACACCACAGGCUUGGCUUGUAUCGCCGAGAAUAUGUGCCGGACAUUUUAUACCAUAAAAGCCUCGCAGAGAUUGUCAGAUGACUUUCGCUCGUCCAUCGAUGCUGCACGACCGAUCCGCGCCCAGCUUCAGCAGUGCCACUUGCCGUCUAACCGAGUUGAGGGUGCGGGUGACCUUCAUUUUUCAUACUUGGUUCUUGAAAUGUUCCUUUACCGUGCCAUUCUUCGUCCUCUUGCGCGAUCACCGCCACCUCCCCCGAUAUCAGAUGACAACGACCCAACCCCAAUGGGUUCUUUGUGGCCUGUUGAAGACCUAACGUCUGACAGACACGUCUUCGAUCAACUACCAGCCAUGAAUUCCAUGCAGCUUGGCGAGGCUGAAGAGGCUACCCUCAAGGCUGCGGAAAAAUGUGCGGCUAUAAUCCUUAAUUUCGUUGGGGCCUUGGUCCCCCAUGAGUUUGGAUCAUUCUGGCACCCUUUCUACCUACCAGGGAAUCGAACCUGUUUCGCCGCAGUAUCUAACUUUGUCACUCUGCUCCUUGUUCAAGCGCCCACCAGGCAACAUGCAUUGAGAUCAAGGGAUUUGCUUGAUCUGUGGUCACACACGCUUCGUUGCCAGCACCGCAGCCAUGAAGGCCUAAUGCAGCUUGGUCUAGUUCGACUCAAUCAGAUGCAAAUCGAGGGACUGGAUAACAUCUUCAACUUGCCUGCGCAUGUAUCCGAGAUAUUACAGAAUACAGCAGAAUGA
Messenger RNA from Penicillium expansum, 1920 nucleotides. Its product is annotated as fungal specific transcription factor domain-containing protein. Gene Ontology annotation, molecular function: DNA binding; zinc ion binding. Gene Ontology annotation, cellular component: nucleus. The record is from RefSeq and is a predicted model, not a curated record. Gene Ontology annotation, biological process: DNA-templated transcription. NCBI's taxonomy places the organism in Eukaryota, Fungi, Ascomycota, Eurotiomycetes, Eurotiales, Aspergillaceae. The transcript has 4 exons. Bases 1 to 1920 code for a protein of 639 amino acids.